Molecule: messenger RNA, 4148 nt
Organism: Rhinolophus ferrumequinum (greater horseshoe bat)
Lineage: Eukaryota; Metazoa; Chordata; Mammalia; Chiroptera; Rhinolophidae
Gene: NPLOC4
Product: NPL4 homolog, ubiquitin recognition factor
Exons: 17
Coding region: 215-2065 (616 amino acids)
Biological process (GO): ubiquitin-dependent protein catabolic process
Cellular component (GO): nucleus
Molecular function (GO): ubiquitin protein ligase binding; ubiquitin binding
Source: RefSeq, a predicted model, not a curated record
CCAAGCCAGAACUUCCGUCAGUACAAGUUAUGUCGUCUAUUGGAGUGACAUCCUGGGCUCUUCUGGGAAACCUGGACUGCCAUACCCUGUUGUGGCUGAUCAAGUAGAACGACUUCUUAAGCCGUAGCACUCUUCCUGAAACGUGUGAACCUGACCUUUAGCUCCUCCAGGAGUGGCAGGUCGUGCUCUUGUUCCUAGUUGAACAGUCAGAGGAAUGGUCACAAAAGAGAAACAGAGCUCUUCACUUCUUAAGAUAAUUCGUGUCCAGUCCCCAGAUGGGGUGAAGAGGAUCACAGCAACAAAGAGAGAGACAGCUGCAGCAUUUUUGAAAAAGGUCGCAAAGGAGUUUGGCUUCCAGAACAACGGCUUCUCAGUUUACAUCAAUAGAAACAAGACUGGAGAGAUAACAGCAUCGUCCACCAAGUCCCUCAACCUGCUCAAAAUCAAGCAUGGCGACCUCUUGUUCCUGUUCCCCUCGAGCCUUGCCGGACCCUCAUCUGAGAUGGAGACGUCCGCCCCGCCCGGGAUAAAGGCCCUGGGCGCCCCCAGUGUGGUGGAAGAUGAGAUUGACCAGUACCUCAGCAGGCAGGACGGCAAGAUUUACCGGAGCCGCGACCCGCAGCUAUGCCGGCACGGUCCUUUGGGGAAGUGUGUGCACUGUGUUCCUCUAGAGCCAUUCGAUGAGGAUUACCUAAACCAUCUCGAACCGCCCGUGAAGCACAUGUCUUUCCACGCCUAUAUCCGAAAGCUGACUGGAGGGGCCGACAAGGGGAAGUUUGUUGCCCUGGAGAACAUCAGUUGCAAGAUUAAGUCAGGGUGCGAGGGGCACCUUCCAUGGCCCAAUGGCAUCUGUACGAAGUGCCAGCCAAGCGCCAUCACCCUGAACAGACAGAAGUACAGACACGUGGACAAUAUCAUGUUUGAGAAUCACACAGUUGCUGAUCGUUUCCUUGAUUUCUGGAGGAAGACAGGGAACCAGCACUUCGGAUACUUGUAUGGACGGUACACUGAGCACAAAGACAUCCCGCUGGGCAUCAGGGCUGAAGUGGCGGCCAUUUACGAGCCUCCUCAGAUUGGUACACAGAACAGCUUGGAGCUUCUUGAAGACCCAAAAGCUGAGGUGGUGGAUGAAAUCGCUGCCAAACUUGGCCUGAGGAAGGUCGGCUGGAUAUUUACAGACCUCGUCUCGGAAGACACCCGGAAGGGGACAGUCCGAUACAGUCGGAAUAAGGACACCUAUUUCCUGAGUGCGGAAGAGUGUAUCACUGCAGGAAACUUCCAGAAUAAGCACCCCAACAUAUGUCGGCUGUCUCCAGACGGACACUUUGGAUCCAAGUUCGUUACUGCAGUGGCUACAGGGGGUCCCGACAACCAGGUCCACUUCGAAGGGUACCAGGUGUCCAAUCAGUGCAUGGCGCUGGUCCGUGACGAGUGCCUGCUGCCGUGCAAGGACGCCCCCGAGCUCGGCUACGCCAAGGAGUCCAGCAGCGAGCAGUACGUGCCCGAUGUGUUUUACAAGGACAUAGACAAGUUCGGCAAUGAGAUCACCCAGCUGGCCCGCCCCCUGCCCGUGGAGUAUCUGAUCAUAGAUAUCACAACAACUUUCCCAAAGGAUCCAGUUUAUACUUUUUCUAUAUCGCAAAACCCAUUUCCUAUUGAAAACCGGGAUGUAUUGGGUGAGACACAGGACUUCCACAGUUUGGCCACCUACUUGUCCCAGAGUACCUCGUCCGUGUUCUUGGAUACCAUCUCGGAUUUCCACCUCCUGCUGUUUCUGGUCACCAACGAGGUCAUGCCUCUGCAGGACAGCAUCAGCUUACUGCUGGAGGCCGUGAGGACCAGGAAUGAGGAGCUCGCACAGACAUGGAAGAAGUCUGAGCAGUGGGCCACCAUCGAGCAGCUCUGCAGCACAGUCGGGGUGCAGCUUCCGGGCCUCCACGAGUACGGCGCUGUCGGGGGUUCCUCGCACGCUGCCGCGGCCGCCAUGUGGGCCUGUCAGCACUGCACCUUCAUGAACCAGCCGGGCACCGGCCACUGCGAGAUGUGCAGCCUCCCCAGGACCUAGGGCUCCCGGCCCACCCCAGCCCUCUCUGACCAGGAUUGUUGAGACCGUGUCCACACCGGCAGCCCCGAAGGGCAGGGCGGGGGUGGCUGCCCUGGAGGAGGGGCCAGGCUAGCGCUCUUGCCAGCUAGAACCAGUCCCCCGUGGGGCCGGGCGGCCUCCCCUGGACGCCUCUGGUGCCAGCCCCCACGCCUAGGAGGACUGGCGCCUCUAACUUCACCUGGAACGGAGGGGCAGGAGCACCUGCUGCUGCCGUCGGCUUUUUUCCUCCUUCACUUGGAUGCUUUUCUUGCCCCUCCCGUGGUUUUGGUUGGGGGCUCUUGCUGGCCUCUGCCCGGAUGGUUGGGGGCAGACCCUGCCUGCCAGGGCCACUUCCUCCCCUUCCGGCAGCCACUGUCGGGCGGAAACGCAAGUGGUCACAGGCUCACCGGCCUCCCAUCUGCUUGGUCUGCAGGUUAACUGGCUGCCUACCCUUCUUCCUGCCCCCACCUGACAUCCAGGUGGCGUUUUAAAGUCGGCAUUGGUUGUAAUAACAGUUAUCGGUAAUUCCUGCCCGGAAGGCUUAUUUAUUUUUUUUUUUAAGAUGAAAAUUGCAUAAAAGGGGAGUGAGACUAGUUUCCACUUCCUUCCCUCUAGUGAGUCCCUGUGGGUGUGUGCAGGGUGGGUGAGUGUGGACGGGGACCCACAGUCACUUCUUGGAAGUAAACCUCAGUGCCUGAGACUUUUCUGCUAAGCUGUACAGCCUUGGCAGCUGCAGACACGGGCCGUCCGAGCAGGAGCGCAGCGGUGGCUCCCGCCAGGCAGGCAGCCCCUCCAGACAGCCAAUACCGCUGGCCAGGCCUGCCAUGGGGUGAGCUGGGUUGCCCAGGACCAGAAGCUCUGGUCCCCUUCGCCCAUACACAGUUCUUUCCCAUGGCCUCAUCCAGCCCCUGGCCUGUGGCAGUGACUUGGCCAUUGAGACAGGCCUGGGUGAGGGAGUAGGGGCUUUUGACCUGUUGUGAGGCCACUUGGGUCUGCUAUGGGGGCCUUGGAAAGUGGCCACUGUGCUGACGGUGUGAGGUCUGGGUGGUGGUCAGACCUUGCGCAUGUGCUCUGGGCUCCCUGAAUUUCCUCUGGCUGGGCUGUACUCCGGUCCGACCCCAGGGACUUGCAGGCAUGCUGGUGCCUCUUUGCCUUAACAAGAGCCGUGUCUCCGAGCUGCCCCGAACCCAUGGGAGAGGCCAGCCCAGACACAGUGUGCUCGGGGCCUUCAUGUCUGCCCGGGGCGGGGCAGGCCUGUGCAGAGCGCACUGGGUGUUGGCUUCUGCCAUGUCCACCGGCACAGACUGGUCUGCUCUUAGGGCCACAGCAGAGCAGCUGAGCCGGGGGGCAGGAGGGCCAGAGCAGCCCGUCUGUGGCACAGCCUGCUGCCGAGGACUGUGGUCGCGCACCCAGGUGCACUGGCUGGAGCUCCGGCCUUGGUCGUUUGGUCCCUGCAGUCACACGUGAGGCUGCAGGUGUGUCCUGCGCGUGGCCGGUUUCCCAGUGCCCGGGGAGGCCAGAGGUGCCGUUUGCUUUGUCUUCAUCCACCCAGCUAGUUCCUUUCCGCCAGCAUUCUCUCUCAAGUUCUGGCAUCUGCACCACUCGUUUGUUUCGUUCUGUCUUUUAGCUAAAGAAAAAGCGUGAUUUCUCUGCUUCUGGUUUUGAGUCACUCUGUUCAGUAAUGCACUUUAUUUUAUUGUCCAAAGAGUUGAGCUCAGUAAAGGGUAUGGGAGUGCCCUGCCAGCUGGUGGGCUCGGGCCCAGGCAACUCAGCCUCCUCUGUGCAGGGGAGGGGGCCCCCCAGCCCCCCCAGCCCCACCUGCCUCCUACCUGCUCUCGCUUGGACACAGCCCCUCAUGUCACCAGGCGCCGUAGCCCAGCAAGGGUGGCUGAGUGCACACCUGCUCAGGUGAACACACCUGCUGCCCAACCACCUCUGACCAGUCUGCUCCCGGGGCUUCUGCUUCGGCUCUGCUGGGGGCUCACGGGUGUGCGUCGGCCGGGCUUGCGUGAGCGUUUCCUGGAUUCCGGCCCUGCAGUGCGACUAAUAAAAGCACCUGAAGCGA